AUGUCUCAUCAAUAUCAACAAGCACAAUAUUCUGACAAUGCAGGAGGAGGAGGCGGUGGAUACGGUAAUUCAUAUGGAAACAAUUACGGCGGAGGAUAUAGCGAUGAACCUCAAGGUGGGAAUUAUGCCAAUAACAAUUACGGUGGCCAAACAGGUGGCGGCAACUGUAAGCAUACAUCUCGUGUCUUGUAUCUCGAUCAACGCUGA
Molecule: messenger RNA, 207 nt
Organism: Kwoniella shivajii
Lineage: Eukaryota; Fungi; Basidiomycota; Tremellomycetes; Tremellales; Cryptococcaceae
Exons: 1
Coding region: 1-207 (68 amino acids)
Source: RefSeq, a predicted model, not a curated record